Aspergillus pseudonomiae is the source of this 2160-nucleotide messenger RNA. Its product is annotated as putative pH signal transduction protein PalI. The transcript has 5 exons. Gene Ontology annotation, cellular component: plasma membrane; cell division site; growing cell tip. Bases 166 to 1851 code for a protein of 561 amino acids. The record is from RefSeq and is a predicted model, not a curated record. Lineage: Eukaryota; Fungi; Ascomycota; Eurotiomycetes; Eurotiales; Aspergillaceae.
CGGCAAUGUUUCGGCCAAUGCUGUGAACUCUCGUCUUUAUCAUUGACUGCGUGUGUCGCUGUCACCUGCCCCGUGGUUGCGAUAGUUAUUGUUACUUGAUUCAACGUCUUCGUCAUUCAUUUUUAAGACGGGUUGUCUAUCGCUAGGCAACUCCGCCCCUCCGCCAUGCUUCUCAAACCCGCGACUCCCCUCACGAUCCUGCUCCUGAUCGCUUUUGUUCUCUUGCUUUUAUCCGUUAUCUCCACCCCUAUUGUCGAAGGAAUCCCGCUGGCGACGUUCGAAAAUGUCGACUAUGGGGUUUUCGGCUACUGUAAAGCUGGUCACUGCACCAAUAUCCAUCUCGGCUACACUAAUGAUGACCUCUCGGACACCGGCGAUGACUUCAAUCUCCCUUCUAGCACUCGAAGAUCGCUUUCGUCUAUUCUAAUUGUUCAUCCGGUCGCCGCAUUCCUUACCCUAAUCUGCCUUUGUAUGGCUGCCGCAGCCCACUUCCAUGGUCCGUCGCAUUCGCCCCGCUACCUACUCGUCUUGUUGAUCCUGCUACUUCCGACGCUUCUCGUCUCCCUACUUGCCUUUCUCGUCGAUAUCCUGCUCUUCGUUCCUCAUUUAGGAUGGGGUGGCUGGAUUGUACUCGGCGCGACGAUCCUCCUCGUCAGCUGUGGUGUGGUUACUUGCGCGAUGCGCCGAACCCUCGUAAGUCGCAAGGCGCGGAAGAAGCGCAUCGCUGAAAACGCCGAGAUGAGUGGCGAAAACUUCUACAAUCGCCAGAAUGCCGCCGCAGCAGCCAUGGGACUAAACGAUCCGAAGCCGCUCAAUGCGGAGACAAAGGAGCCUUUCGUGACUGGAUCACCUCCUGGAUCUGACACCGGUCCCACGUUUGCGACAUUCCGGACGACAACGCACGAGAGUGAUGACGACCGCACCCCACUGAACUCGCGAACACCGCCCAACGAUUUUCCAUUACCAGACCAUCCGUAUCCCACUCAGCUGCGUGAGAACGGGCCGCCAUACAACCCUUCACGAGACGAAUUCGGAAACCCGCUUCCACAAUCUGGUCCCUACGGGCCCGGCGCUCGCAUGCGACCUGGUGCGGGUGAUCCCCGGCUGCACAAUCAAUAUUCCGACGGUAGUAUGGGCUCGCGGAGGGGGCCGCCCCCACCGGGUUUCGUCCCACGUGGACGGGGUGGUUAUCCGACUCGCGGAGGCUACGGUCGUGGGGGUCCUUAUGGUGGACCCAGAGCCCCUCCCCCCGGUGGUAGAGGUAGUCCCAUGGGCACGAUGCGCGGAGGACGGGGGGCAUAUCGAGGACCGCCACCGUUUGCGUAUGGGCCCAGUCCUGGGCCGCGACCGAUGCCGCCGCCAGAGGAGGAGAGAUACGACUAUGAUGUUCCACCCAGCUCCAUGCGCCAGCCGUCUCCUGGACCAAUUGGAAUGGCUGUGUCGCCACGGGAUGGCAGCCCGGUAGGCCAGGCGAUUGAGAUGACACCGCAGCCCAGGCGAACAGGCUCGACGGAGCCGGUGCCUCAGGAGGUUUUGCUAGACCAGCAACCACAUGCCCUGUCGGCAGAUGGCCAGCCCGAACCUGUCAGCCCUUCGAGCCUUUAUAGCCGGACAGCAUCAUAUAUUCCUCCUCGCGCUGCCUGGGAGCAGGCUGAGCGUCGCCCCGGACAUUCACCCUCGCCCGUCCAUGCCUACCGACCGACGGAGCGUACUCGCACCCCACAUCAUGAUCGUUCUGAGUCAGCAGAUUAUUUCGAAGAUGCCGAUCCUCGUUUUGCUAAUCGUAAUGAGCAUGCCGUGGGCAACCCGCGGUUGCCCUCGGUGUUGACGCCGGGUAGUUCUGCGAUAUAAGCCAUUUUACGUCAAUCUCCGAGCGGCCUAUCAACCCGCGCUGGCAGCCGCCUCCACUUCCGGCCCAACAGAGGCAAAAUGUCUUGCUGGAGAACAACCCCGACUUUGAUUUGCGAGCAGGUAUGCGUCGAGGUGGUGCUGCUGGUGGGGUCGGAGGUCGCAUGCCACCCAUGUCGAUACCCCGAGAAGCCUCACGAUACCCUAUACCCUGAACAUCAUCACUAGCGUCCUAUUACUUGUUCGAGUUUGGCAUUCAUUUACGUGAUACUCGGCGAAGCGCGCAUGGUGGUCCCAUGUACAGAGUUACGA